CAGGAUGGAGGGGAAGGAAAAGAGGAUUUGAUGAAAGUGAGAGGCUGACGGGACAAAAGGUGAAAUAAAGAGACGAGAGGAAAAUGAAGAACGGUCAUAAAUCCAAAAGUUUGUUCAGGAACAUCGUCGCCUCUCUGCUGGUUCCAGUCUGUCCUCCAGAUGUUCGGAUCAGCUGCAGAGAUUUCUCCUCUUCAGAGUCACAUCCAAACUUUAGACGCUGUGAAAACAUCGGAUCUCGAUCUACGAGCCAAACGAUGGCGUUCGCCAAACUGGAAAUGCUGACUCAACCUCGACAAAGCCACAGCCUCAGUGUCCCGCAGAAGCGCGUCGACAAAAGUGCGUGAAUUUAAUCAAGGAAGUCGAGGUUUCCUCCACGGCAGACUUUUCAUCAAAGGGGCCGAUGUCAACGACGUCGGAAGGUUUGUUACGUUUUCACGACUUCUCGGAAAAUUUGACUUCCCUCUGAGUGAGUUCAUUUUCAUGGUUUCACGUAACCUCUCACUGUCGUACAUCAUGAAGAAUCUUCAACUCUCGUGAAUCAGCGAGCGGGGCAUCGAACGUGUCGUGAAUUGAUGUAUUUUGCCGAACUACUUGCUGAAUUUGCACUGCAUGUUCGUGUAAUUUGUAGCUGAAAAUUCACCGAAUGUAAAUACGUCAGUUAUUCAUAAUUUAAACGUUUUAACAUUUUUGGUGGCAGAUUUCUACGACGAAGUAUCAGGCCACAUUAAGAAAAAAAAAUCUGAUUUCGAGAUUAAAGUCGUUCAUUUACGAGAAUAAAGUUUUAAUGUUUUUUGAUUUUAUUACGACUUUCUUCUUUCUUCUUGUUUGUAACGACUUUAUUCUCAUAAAUUAACGACUUUAAUCUUAAAGUCUUAAUGUGGCCCUAAUUCUCCCUUGUAGGUUCUGGACGUUUUUGUUUCUGCUGUAAAACUCGACGUUUGAACGAGUAACUGACUCAACUCUGUUUGGAGAAGAAGUUUCUCUGUAAAACUCUCUGAGCUGAAACAUCGGCCUCACGGUCUCACCUUAAAGCUUCCAUCAUAUUAACGUCUUUAACUCUGACGUUCCUCCGUCAGGUCGAUCUCUUCCUGCAGAGAGAUGAUCAGGGUUGGGGAUCGACUGGACUGAUCCCAGUCCAGUCUUCCCUCUGUUUUGGACCUUUGCUUCUCGCUGGAUCACCGAUGGGUAUGAAAAUGAGAAAACUUCAGAGGUCUGGUGGAGGCCAAAAGAAGAAAAGCGUUCAGCUUUCGCACACAGAGCUGAAGAUUUCAGAGUUUAUGAGGAAGGAAACUGACGGCGAGAAAUCGCUCUCUGACUGUUAAAACGACUGGCGGAGGAAGCGAACCACAGAUGUGGGAUUGAAAGGUGCAAUUGCCUCUAAUCGCCUCAAUUAAUUUGUUGAUGUUUUGACUCAUAGAAAAACAUGUCAGCAGUUUUAAAAGGAGAAAAAGUGGAGAAACCUCAUUAGUCAACUUCUGCUUUGGCGAGGAACGAAGAGAAAAGUACGAAAAACUGAUGAAAACGUACGGAAAAAAAAGUGUUUGGUGUCAGGAAAUGAAAGAUUCGAGAAUGAGGGCAGACGGAAAAAGAGAGGAGAGAUCAGGUUGUGAGGAGAGCGAGUGAUGGAGGAAGAGGAGGAAGAGGAGGAGGAGGCAGACAGGAUGGAGGAAGAACAAACCAGAGCGGAUGAAGCGAGACGAGAAACAAAAGGAAUACUAAUAGACGAGAGACGUGACUGAACACAAACUCUCCGACUCUGCAGUUUCUCUGGAUGUUUGAGUUCUUUACAUGUCGUCCUAUAUCCAGGUCGCACGUCGGUGCGUUUAUAUACAGAGAGCUUGACAGGUGUGAUCAUCAUCGCCGCCGCCGCCGCCAUCAUCUCUCCUCCGUUUCAGAAAUUAGACGGAGAAAGUGAUCCAGAGGAGGAGGAGGAGGAGACGACAGCUUCUACACCUGAUGAAUCUGGAUGA
This is a messenger RNA of Xyrichtys novacula (pearly razorfish), 1970 nucleotides long. NCBI's taxonomy places the organism in Eukaryota, Metazoa, Chordata, Actinopteri, Labriformes, Labridae. The record is from the annotation of a GenBank genome assembly.